AUGAAGGACUAUCCUGUGCAAGUGGAAGACGCGUACGCUGAGUGCAGGAUUGAGAAACUGGAUGAUAUUUCACCAGAACAUCUUGAACGCAAUGUUGAUGCAAAAAUUCGAAAUCCUCUUUCUCACUUGUCACGCGAGCAGGUCUUGCUCUUAGCUAAUCAACUGGCACAUGAGCAUGAUCUCUUGGAAUUCUCUGCAUUGCUUGAAAAGGGAGCUCUUGUGGCACAGGACCCAGAGGGUUUUGAAGGUUUACCUGAACUUGACGAGGUAGAUAAGGAGGCUAUCCGGCAAGAGAAGUUGCAUAAAUGGCGACAACCGAAGGCCCUCUAUCUCACUGUGAUUCUGUGCUCAUUGGCUGCCGCGGUCCAAGGAUGGGACCAGACGGGCACUAAUGGGGCCAACUUAACUUUCCCCCAUGUUUUUGGAAUUUCUUCCCAGACUGGAAUUGACCCUUGGAUCGUCGGCUUGAUUAAUGCUGCCCCCUACUAUUCAGCUGCGAUGAUUGGAUGCUGGCUUUCAGAUCCUCUCAACAACCGUUUCGGCCGCCGGACCACAAUUUUCAUAUCUGCUAUCUUCUGCCUCUUUCCAGUAAUUGGGUCCGCAUUCAGUCAAACAUGGUUGCAACUUCUGAUUACGCGUAUCCUCAUGGGGAUUGGCAUGGGCUGCAAAGCCUCAACAGCGCCGGUAUUCGCUGCCGAAAAUUGUCCAGCCUCGAUUCGCGGAGGAUUGGUCAUGUCAUGGCAAAUGUGGACUGCGUUCGGAAUCUUCCUCGGACUUAGUGCUAAUCUGGCAGUCUUCCAUACUGGAUCUAUUGCCUGGCGACUGGAAUUAGGCUCCGCCUUUAUUCCCGCCGUUCCCCUGGCAAUUGGCAUCUUCUUUUGCCCUGAGUCUCCCCGAUGGUACAUGAAAAAAGGAAGAUACAAGGAUGCUUUCAGUGCCCUCAAGUCUCUCCGAAACACCCCGAUCCAAGCGGCCCGCGAUCUGUGUGCCAUUCACGCCCAACUGGCACACGAAAGAAAGCUUACUGAUGGGAACAAUUACGCGACCCGGUUCAUCCAACUAUUUACUGUACCCCGCAUACGCCGGGCUACUCUUGCUUCUUUCACGGUAAUGAUUGCCCAACAAAUGUGCGGCAUCAAUAUUGUGGCAUUUUACUCCUCAACUAUUUUUGCUGCGGCUGGAUUUACCGAAUUCCAAGCUCUCCUGGGGUCAUGGGGCUACGGCAUCAUUGGCUUCGUUUUCGCAUUUCCCGCAAUCUGGACCAUUGACACCUUUGGACGCCGCAGCUUGCUUCUUUUUACGUUUCCUCAAAUGACAUGGACCCUCCUAGCCGCUGGACUUUCAAAUCUGAUACCACAGGACAACAAAGCCCAUCUUGCCCUUGUCGCUCUUUUCAUAUAUAUGUUCACUGCUUUCUAUUCCCCCGGAGAAGGCCCUGUGCCCUUCACAUACUCGGCGGAGGUUUUCCCGCUCUCGCAUCGAGAAGUGGGAAUGGCAUGGGCUGUGGCAACCUGUUUCUUUUGGUCCAGUAUCUUAUCCUUGACGUUUCCUACCCUCCUUGCCAGCUUUGGUGCUGUCGGAGCAUUCGGGUUCUAUGCCGGGUUAAACUUUCUUGCGCUGAUAAUGAUAUUCCUUUGGGUGCCAGAGACAAAGCAGCUCACUCUGGAGGAGCUUGACUACGUCUUCGCUGUUCCCACUAGAACCUUCAUGAAAUACCAGAUCGCGGAGGCGUUGCCAUACUUUAUCAAACGAUGGAUAUUGUGGAGAAGAGACGCAACGUUAAGGCAGCUCUUUCAACUUGAAGAGCUUGAGAGACAUGAAUGA
Penicillium maclennaniae is the source of this 1824-nucleotide messenger RNA. RefSeq names its product sugar porter family MFS transporter. Gene Ontology annotation, cellular component: membrane. Gene Ontology annotation, biological process: transmembrane transport. Lineage: Eukaryota; Fungi; Ascomycota; Eurotiomycetes; Eurotiales; Aspergillaceae. The record is from RefSeq and is a predicted model, not a curated record. Bases 1 to 1824 code for a protein of 607 amino acids. Gene Ontology annotation, molecular function: myo-inositol:proton symporter activity. The transcript is spliced from 7 exons.